Molecule: messenger RNA, 1086 nt
Organism: Mycotypha africana
Lineage: Eukaryota; Fungi; Mucoromycota; Mucoromycetes; Mucorales; Mycotyphaceae
Product: thioredoxin-like protein
Exons: 3
Coding region: 159-941 (260 amino acids)
Biological process (GO): cellular response to oxidative stress
Cellular component (GO): cytoplasm
Molecular function (GO): glutathione disulfide oxidoreductase activity
Source: RefSeq, a predicted model, not a curated record
AAAAAAACGGGCCAAUUAAAAUUGCUUACUUUUCAAUGCGUGCAUUGCAUUAGAAAAAAAAAAUAGCCUUUGUCGCAAAAAACUUCUCUUUUUUUGUUUUCUUAUACUUCCCGUUCACUUCAAUUACUUCAAUUGUUGUAUAAUUUUGCAGCUCAACGAUGGGUUCCACUUUACCGUACAGUAUUCAAGACGAUAUAGAAGCCAAAGAAAGAUAUGCAGCUCAACAACGAUUGGGACGAGGUGGUUCAAAAAAAGUUCGUUUAUGGACAGUGAUUGCCAUCGUGUCAUUGACCACACUCUUACUGGUGAGUUACUACGGUACAACGAUCUACAGUGAUAGUGUAUCACCCAUGUUAGAAGAAGAUACAACCGUACAAGUGUUAACAACAGCAGAAGACAAAAAAGCCAACAACAAGAAAUUGACAAACAGUAAAAACAACGAAGCCGUCAAAUUUGAUAAAUCAGAGGCAGCUCUUGAAGAAAAAGCGGAUAUAAAAGAAGCAGAACUUGAAGAACAGCUAGAAGAAGAACUUGAAAAGGAAGCUGAACAAGAAAUUGAAGAAGAAAUCAAAGAAGAGAAGGAACAAAAGCAGAGAGAGAAGAAUCAAGAAAAAGGAUGGACCUUGGAAGACGAGAUCUCUGGCUUGAUUCAGAAGAACACAUUGAUUGUGUUUUCUAAAACUUAUUGCCCAUUUUCAAAGAAGGCGAAGAAGAUAUUAAAUUCUUAUACAUUAAAAGACAAACUAAAGGUCGUUGAAGUUGACAAGAGAGCCGAUGACUUUCAAGUGAAGGCAGUACUUGAUGAAAUCUCUGGAAGGUCCACCUUUCCUAACAUUUUCCUAAAGGGCAAAUCUCUUGGUGGAUCGCAAGAGUUGGAUGAAUUACAUAGAAGUGGAGAACUCAGAUAUUUAUUGGAUGAAAAUGGCCUUUUGGCCGCUUAAUAAUAACCAAUCAACAACCUUAACUCUGUCAUUUUUAGUCUAUAUUUCACAAAUCACAUUACAGCAGACCAAGUUAAGGGGUAGACCACUAAAAGAGAAAAUGAAUCUCUCUCUAACAAUGAUUACUACCUUUUUUUCCCAGUUA